GCUCAGAAUCCAUAUAUUUUCGUUCUUCUCAUCUUUCUCGCAAUCAAAGCUCAGCUCUCUACAAACCUUAAUUACUUGAAAAGGAACUGUUCCAUAGGCUUGUAACUCUGUGUUCUUGAGUGCUAAAAACUCAUCAGCUCUUUCUAGUUUCGACAUAAUUUGUGUCAUCUUUUCAAAACUUCCAUCCGCAGCACAAAUUAGCAAUCAAAGUUAAAACAACCAUGAAAGAUCACCAGUCAAGGUUCCUACAGCCAUCUACCCUGAUGCGGGGUCACCUUACAAGUUCUGAGUCCUUCUCAAAACGGGUUAGAAAUGUGAGAAAUGGCCAAGGACAUGAUUUGAGUCGGAUGAGUAAUGUCAGAAUUGCCAUGAUAAAGGGUUGGGAUGGUGGUUUGGCCUCACCACGGCGUGGCUUUCGAGGGGAGGGAGAGGCGUCAACGCCCAGGCUUGAGCGAUUCAAGGUUCGGACAGUGCAGGUCGGACAGGUUGUUAAGGAGGAGGAAAGCAAGUGAUUUGAUCAAAAGGAAGAUCAUCCAUGUACAUUAAUGUACAGCAUCCGUCACCCACCCGGCCACCCCCACUAAUUUUUUUUUUUUGUCGAGAUAGAUAUUGUAUAACAAGUACUCACAUAUACUUUUUUACCAAGGAACCAUUGGAGUGGACCUAAGGUGUCCAAUCUCAUUUAAUGUUCGGUUUUAUGCAGUUUAAUAUUAUUUCGAUUGCAUAAUGCUUUUUUCUUUUACAAAUAUUGACAGUUUGUAAUUUGAGAGAAAAGAAAUGUAAUUUAAUGAAUUAGUAAUUUGUUG
Messenger RNA from Rubroshorea leprosula, 806 nucleotides. The record is from the annotation of a GenBank genome assembly. NCBI's taxonomy places the organism in Eukaryota, Viridiplantae, Streptophyta, Magnoliopsida, Malvales, Dipterocarpaceae.